This is a messenger RNA of Didymodactylos carnosus, 363 nucleotides long. The record is from the annotation of a GenBank genome assembly. Lineage: Eukaryota; Metazoa; Rotifera; Eurotatoria; Philodinida; Philodinidae.
AUGAAUGUUAUCGUUGCUACAUUCAAUAUGUCAGUAGUAGUUGUUGUUGAAUGCAAAAGAGGUGGAGGCAGUCGUGGUGGUGGAGGACGCGUUGGCGGUGGGCGCGCUGCUGGAGCGAUUAUUGGAAUUAUAGCGGCCUGUGGUGUAUUUAUGGUUGCCGUAGCAUGUUGUGUGGUGUUUUAUCGCCGAAGAGUGAAACGAAAAGAAGGAAAUGAGAUGACAACGUUUGUAACAUCAUCUCAAAGAAAUAAUCUACCACAAACGAUUAUAUCAACCGAUGAUGAUAACCGUAUCUCACGAGGCAACGAAUUUGAUGCUCCACCACCCUAUCACGAAGCAAUCAGACAUGUAGAUCAAUCCUGA